UGGACUCUUAUUUUGAAAUGUCUCGCUGUUGUUGCCUGAUUCACUCGCUGUCACCUUCUCCGUCCUCCUCAUGCCUGGAGAUUGAAGUAGGAGCAAAUCUUCAGCACGCUGCUUUUCAGUUAACUGAAGAUCUUCACAAUACUGGAGGAUCUUCAUCAGAUUAAAGCAGCCGAGGUCACGAGCGCUUCCUCCGUUUCCCACAAUCCUUCACUACAGAGCAGUUGAAUGAAAUCGCUCACCGUGGCGUGCAGUGCUGGUCUUCAUCUCGCAGUGGAUCAGUGAUUUUCUCUUGGGUUUGUCUUCUAACAGAGACACUCGUGGAGCUCAUGAAGACAGAACGGGAUGGGGACGUGCUGGAAGAGAGCCAGCGGGAGCCUGACCUCUACAGUCCGGUGUCUCCGCAGGACCAGCCCGUCUCCACGUACUUCGAGGAGAAGGUUCCCAUCCCGGUUGAUGACACAGCAAAGAUGUUUAGCUUUCGUAAACUUUGGGCCUUCACUGGACCGGGUUUUCUGAUGAGCAUUGCAUAUCUCGACCCUGGGAACAUCGAGUCGGACCUUCAGUCUGGGGCUAAAGCAGGUUUUAAGCUGCUAUGGGUGCUGUUGGCCUCCACCAUCAUCGGGCUCCUGCUGCAGCGUCUGGCCGCGCGCCUCGGUGUCGUCACUGGGAUGCACCUGGCCGAGGUCUGCAACCGCCAUUACCCCACGGUGCCGCGGAUCAUCCUGUGGCUGAUGGUGGAGCUGGCCAUCAUCGGCUCUGACAUGCAGGAGGUCAUCGGCUGCGCCAUCGCUCUCAAUCUGCUGUCGGUCGGCAGGAUUCCUCUAUGGGCUGGAGUGCUGAUAACCAUCAUCGACACUUUUGUGUUCCUGUUUUUGGACAAGUACGGUCUGAGAAAGCUGGAGGCAUUCUUCGGGUUCCUCAUCACCGUCAUGGCUCUCAGCUUUGGUUUCGAGUAUGUGCGUGUGGCUCCGGACCAGGGCGAGGUUCUGAAGGGCAUGUUUCUGCCGUACUGCCAAGGCUGUGGACCAACGCAGCUGGAGCAGGCCGUCGGGAUCGUGGGAGCCGUUAUAAUGCCUCAUAACAUCUAUCUGCAUUCUGCUCUCGUUAAGUCACGAGACAUCGAUCGAGCCAACAAAAGAGAGGUGAAAGAGGCCAACAAGUACUACUUCAUCGAGUCCUCCAUCGCGCUCUUCGUCUCCUUCCUCAUCAAUGUUUUUGUGGUGGCCGUCUUCGCCGAGGCCUUCUAUGGCAAGACAAACAUGGAAGUGGGCCAGAAGUGUAAUCAGAGCGGAAGUCCUCACAGUGAUCUCUUCCCAGCCAACAACGAAACACUUGAAGUCGACAUCUACAAAGGGGGUGUGGUUUUGGGCUGUUUUUUUGGCCCCGCUGCGCUGUAUAUUUGGGCGAUUGGGAUCCUCGCGGCUGGACAGAGUUCAACCAUGACUGGAACCUACUCUGGUCAGUUUGUGAUGGAGGGUUUCCUGAACCUGCGCUGGUCUCGCUUCGCUCGCGUGUUGCUGACGCGCUCCAUCGCCAUAUUACCCACUCUUCUGGUGGCCGUCUUUCAGGACGUGCAGCAUCUCACCGGCAUGAACGACUUCCUGAACGUGCUGCAGAGCAUGCAGCUGCCGUUCGCUCUGAUCCCCAUCCUGACCUUCACCAGUUUGACGUCACUAAUGAGCGAUUUCGCCAACGGACUCGCGUGGAAGAUCAGUGGCGGUGUGCUCAUCCUGGUGGUGUGUGCCAUCAACAUGUACUUCGUGGUGGUGUACGUGACGGCUCUCAACAGCACCAUCCUCUACGUCUUCUCCUCCUUAAUCUCCAUUGCCUACCUGAGCUUCGUCAUCUAUCUGGUCUGGCGCUGUCUGAUCGCUCUCGGCGUGUCUCGUCUGGAUUUCAGAGGGACGGUUCAGCACCCACCAGCCGUUCUCAUCGACGAACAGCCAGAGUUCGAUUCCUGAACCGAACACAUGAUCACUUCCAAAGUAUGAACAUUUGUUCUUCUGACGUGAGGAACGUCCUUACUGUGACAAACAGUAAAAUCCAAAUAUGUUUCCUUUCCUGAUCCGUGGCUCUUUUCCUUUGCCACGUUUUAUAGAUCUACUAUUGUAGGUCCGUCAGAACUGAUAGUGUAGAUCAACUGAAAUAAAUUAUUUACUGCAAUAUGCGUUUAGAAUAAUUAAUUAUUACACAGAAGAACAGUCUGUGAAUAUAAUUAAACCGUACAGGGUCAGUUUAUGACUCACUAACUCACUAAUGACUCAUUUUCUGAUGAACGGCAGACUGGAUGAUUUGAACCGUUAUUUAAAGGUUCUUAAACGUUGUUAACAUGAAUAAACCGAUGAAGUGUUUUAUGACCCGUAGAAAUAUUUUCACCCUAAAACAUGUGUUUUAUAAGUAAAUAGCUGAAUCAAAGAGAAAUGAGUAUUUAUUUUAUUGAAGGAACGGCAUUGAAUUCAGGAACUGCGUUAGACGCCCAUCAGCUCAUGAAUCCCGGUGUCUGAAUCUGCUGAAUCUCCAUUCAAAGCGAUGCUCCAAAUCUGGGCUGAAAUCAAACAUUCUGGACACACUGGGCUAAAAACUGACAACGAAUGACCUUGUUUCUGUCAAUAAAUCAUUCAUCCAUCAUCGUUUUUAUUGAAUCAUGUCGCAUCAACUGAAUCAUUUCACAUCCAUGCUGCUUUUUUCCAUUUUAAAGAAUCUGUUAUUGUGCGUGACUACUUUAAACCUUCAUCUGUUUGCUCAACAGAUUUGCUGCCAUCAUUUGACAAUAUAAACUAACAGGUGAGGCGUUUGAGAAUGAAACGGGUUUCUGACUGACGUUUAGUUUGAUGAGAUGCAAUACAGUUGAUGCAGCUUUUCAGAAACCCUUCAAGAAGAAACAAAAGUGCCUUUAAAUUAAUUCGAAAAACUGCUUGUUUCAUGUCAUAUUCUAAAUUCUGAAGUGUUUUCAAUGUGAGAUGUCACUGUCAGUGAAGUUUUGAAGUUUCCUCUCCAUGUGGGAUCAUUUCAUUCAUGUUUCAGCUCACCGUUGCGUUUGUGUUCUGAAAUGACCUUGAUUUUCUGUUUGUUUUUCUCGUAAUAACAGAUGUGAGUUAUUGUGGCGUAACUCAGUUCUGUUCCGUUCUGGUGUUCGUUUAAACACAUUCCAUGCUUUAAAACUUGAACAAUUCAAAUGGAAGAAAGAAUGGCUGAGAUGUGUUUAUGUUUGGAAGACAUGAUCCAUCCUGAUAAACCUGAUGUAUGUUAUUCACACUGUACAUGCUGACAAAAUGAAUAAAAGUCCAGAAUGACAACA
Messenger RNA from Ctenopharyngodon idella (grass carp), 3298 nucleotides. RefSeq names its product solute carrier family 11 member 2 (gene slc11a2). Lineage: Eukaryota; Metazoa; Chordata; Actinopteri; Cypriniformes; Xenocyprididae. Gene Ontology annotation, biological process: metal ion transport. The record is from RefSeq and is a predicted model, not a curated record. The transcript has 17 exons. Gene Ontology annotation, molecular function: iron ion transmembrane transporter activity; cadmium ion transmembrane transporter activity; manganese ion transmembrane transporter activity. Gene Ontology annotation, cellular component: plasma membrane. Bases 327 to 1961 code for a protein of 544 amino acids.